Siniperca chuatsi (mandarin fish) is the source of this 4822-nucleotide messenger RNA. It is a transcript of the gene ppp6r2a, whose product is annotated as protein phosphatase 6, regulatory subunit 2a. Lineage: Eukaryota; Metazoa; Chordata; Actinopteri; Centrarchiformes; Sinipercidae. The transcript is spliced from 24 exons. Gene Ontology annotation, molecular function: protein phosphatase regulator activity; protein phosphatase binding. The coding region runs from base 684 to 3365 and encodes 893 amino acids. The record is from RefSeq and is a predicted model, not a curated record. Gene Ontology annotation, cellular component: nucleus; cytosol.
GUGGCAAGUGCACUGUCUGAAGUCAAUGCACGUCCCCGCGUAGCUCUACUGCGCGCUCCCGUAACCAUGUCGCCAUUUUGAUUCGAAAAAUAUGACUGAGUUUUUCCUGCUUUGCAUGCUAAACUUAGCCCCGCGUUUGAAUUACUUUAUGCGUGAGUACGAAUCAUACACUCUAUAUCUGAAAUAACAGGUAUUGCUAUUAAUGUCAAGUAGCCAUUAGUGUUGGGGAACUGUUUAUUUGAUAGACUUCAAAGCCACAUUUGACUAACGUUAGCUAAGUUGAGCUAGCUAACAGUAGCCUGUGCUGUCGCAGACUGACCCUUCAAAACAAAUCACUAUUUGCUCACAGGCUAAUGUAUUUUAGCUAACACAGCUAGCUAAUAGUUAGCUGGAUAGCUAGUGACUUAGUAGCUGGCUGCCUGACGAAAAACUCCACCAACAAUCGAAUACAGACGGAAGGAAUAGCAGCGGACUUUCAAUCAAAGGUUAUGGUGAGCCUCUCAGUGUCUCAUCUCCUAAAGAGGCCUGCGUUUUAAGAGGAGACCCAUGCUGAUAAAUGCCAGGCCUCGCCACACUCUCUGUCGUCUGCACAAACACAAAUGCCUGCCUGCCCGUGGGGGAGGUCUGAUUAAAGAUAUCCACAUUUCAUCCACUGGGCUGUGUCCCCCGUCCCAGCGGCCACCAUGUUUUGGAAGUUCGACCUGCACACCACCUCCCACAUCGACCAGCUGCUGGACAGGGAGGACGUGACGCUGAGAGAGCUGAUGGAGGAGGAUGACGUCCUGCAGGAGUGCAAGGCCCAAAACCGUCGGCUGCUCCUCUUCCUCUCCCAGGACCACUGCAUGCAGGAGCUGGUCAGCCUCAUCACCACAGAGCCACCCGCAGACCUGGAGGAGAGAAGCCGCUUUAAGUUUCCCAACAUUGCUUGUGAGCUCCUGACAUCAGAUGUGUCUAUUAUAAAUGAUAAGCUGGGCGGGGACGAGUCUCUCCUUGAGAUGCUCUAUCACUUCCUGGAACAGGACCCUCCCCUCAACCCUCUACUGGCCAGCUUCUUCAGCAAAACCAUUGGCAAUCUCAUUGCCAGGAAAACCGAACAGGUGAUUACCUUUCUAAAGAAAAAGGAAGGCUUCAUUGGUCUGGUGCUGAAACAUAUUGACGCCUCUGCCAUGAUGGACCUGCUGCUUCGCCUCAUCAGUUGUGUGGAGCCUGCCCCCUUGAGGCAGGAGGUCCUUCAUUGGCUGAAUGAGGAGAAGUUGGUACAAAGACUCACAGAGCUCAUCCAUACUGGCAAAGAUGAGGAGAGACAAUCAAAUGCAUCCCAAACGCUUUGUGACAUCAUCCGCCUUAGUCGAGACCAGGCCAAUCAGAUGCAGGAGAAUAUGGAGGCCGACCCACUAUUGGCUGUACUAGAGUCGCAGGAAAGUGUAGCGGGGCUGCUCAAGAACAUGUUUGAGGGGGAGAGGAGUGAGGCCUCCAUCGUUAAUGGAACUCAAGUGCUACUUACCUUACUGGAGACCAGGAGGUCUGGGUUGGAAGGGCUGAUGGAUCUGUAUUCUCAGGGUUAUGAAAGGUCUUACACUGUCAACAGCAGUAUUUUAAAUGCCAUUGAGCCCCAUUUAAAGGACUUCCAGCAGCUUCUUCUGGAUCCCCCCAAGAAAAGUGCAAUAUUGACGACUGUUGGCGUUCUAGAGCAGCCACUGGGCAAUGCCCGUCUUCACGUGGCCCGGCUGGUAGCCGCCCUGCUGCAGACCAAUGCCCCCAGUAUCUGCCAGGAGCUCUGCAAUCUUGCCACCAUGGACCUACUACUGGAUCUGUUCUUCAAAUACUCCUGGAAUAACUUUUUGCACUUCCAAGUGGAGUUGUGUGUGGCGGCUAUCCUGAACCAUCCUUCCUCAGAGGAGCGGCCAAGCCUAGGCCUCCAGAACCACGAUGGGAAGCCUGCAGCAUCCAACCCUGAGGCUCAGGGGGAGGCAGUGGAGACAGGCAGAACCAGUGACCCACAGACCUCUAUCCACAAUGCCCUUGUGGCACAUCUCUUCCAGAAGUGUCAACUGGUACAGAGGAUCCUUAACGCCUGGGAGGAGAAUGAUAAAAUACAGGCCGAGGGCGGCACCAGGAGAGGCAACAUGGGUCAUCUGACCAGAAUUGCCAACAUGGUGGUCCAGAACCUGGAGAAAGGACCAGUACAGGCCCAGAUCGCUGACCUCAUCAAAGAGCUUCCAGAAGACUGCAGAGGUCGCUGGGAGAGCUUCGUGGACGAGACCCUGAGAGAGACUAACAGGAGGAACACGGUGGAGCUGGUAAGCACCCACAACAUGCACUCGUCCAGUGAGGACGACGACAUGGAGAGCCCCUUCCCCAAUGACCUGUCUCUUCAGCAGGCCUUCUCCGACUAUCAGAUCCAACAGAUGACUGCCAACUUUGUGGAUCAGUUUGGGUUCAAUGACGAGGAGUUCAGCGAGCAUGAUGAAAAUAUCAAUGCCACAUUUGACAGAAUUGCUGAAAUAAACUUCAAUCUAGAUGCUGAUGAUAAUAGUGCCAAUGUGGCUGCGUUUGAAGCCUGCUGUAAAGAGAGGAUACGCCAGUUUGAUGAUGCUGAAGAAGAAGAAGACAUUUGGGAGGAGAAGGAGAUGAACUAUGCAACACAAGCUAAAUCCAGAACAAGGUUUGGGGUUACCUCAGAGGGAAGCUCCAGGAGCAGCAUGGAGAACGGAGGCAGGGAGCGGGACCGUGGAUCUGAAUCUGAUGAGGACGAGGAUACUGAGCAAAACACAUCAGAUACAGGUCCAUCAUGGACAGCAAAUUUCAGGGACUCUAGAGGGACUGCAGCAUCCCAAACCCCAGCAGGGUGGGACAGCUCAGCUGGGGGUGGAGCAGAGACGCAGGGAACUGGCUGGGCCAACUUCACUGAGUUCCAGACUUUCUCCGGUACAGAGACUGAUCCCAGGUGCAGCUCUCCUGUGGACUCAGGCAGCAGUGACGCAGAUAAACAAGCCAAACAAAACCACGAGAAGAGGGAUGUUAGUACCUCCUCUGGUGCUUGGCCGGUGGGAGAAGGGAGGAAGGCUCCUCUCGUGGCCUCAGACAGCAGCUCCUCUGGGGGAUCCGACAGCGAGGAGGAUGACAAAAAUGCUGGUGCUCCUCCCGUCGCAGCCAUCGCCUCGGAAACAGUUGCCGCCCCCGUCAACAAGACAGCUGACCUCAAAAGUGAGGAGAGUCCGGUGUCUCUGGAGAAACUCUCUCUGUCAGAUCCUCCUAAAGCGUCCGAGCAGCAGCCUGCUGAGGAUUCACCUGUAACCACACAGACUGACAGGAAAGAGGAAACGCCACCGCCCCAGGAAGUGUCUGUCAAUGGGCCGGUCUGAGCGAGAGCAGACUGCUAAAUCCCUCAGUGACGGUGCCGCGGACUGUCAGCCUCCUCCAGAGUGACUCCCCUAAAUAACCUCACUGCAACUACAGUGUUUUUUACUGAAUCACUCUGCCAUGUUAUUGGACCUGGACACUGCCAAUCAACACCAAUAAUGAGGCGGCGGAACAUGUAAAAAAAAAAAAAAAAAAAAAAAAGAGAAAGAAAAAUAACAAAAAAACCCAACGAAUCCAACAGAGUGGAGUGUAGAGGAAUCAUCUUCAAAGCCUUUUUUCCGAUGUUGCACAUAAUUACGUGCGGUUUUAAUGUAGCAGCGAUCUUUGAAACGACAGAAUCAGAGGGGUAACAUCAUCAUUAUUAUUUUUUUAUGUCCUGAAAGAUUUCUCUCCUACUUGUUCAAAGCUGUUGGAAUCCCAUUGUUAGGGAUUUUACAUCGUCACCCCUAAAUGGAUAGCACAGGCUAACUUUUAAUGAUGCCUCAACAAUAAAUACCUUUUUGAAAACAUUUUUUUUCCUUCAAGCUUAAGAAAAAGCACUUAUGCAGCCAUUUACUGUACAUUAUAGCACAAUGUAAGUGUUCCACCCUCAUCUCUGCUGGCCGUCUUAUCUGUCCUCACACCCAGAUCGAGGUUUUUAUCCUGUUUCCGUUUUUUUCUCUUUGGUUGCUGUUGAUGAAACGUCUCUUGUUGUCGUACAUCACCAGGUUUCUGAAUGUGUUGAAGUGCUUCAGGAGGGUCCGUCGAGGAGGUUGAUGAACAGAGCUCUAAUAGUAUUACUGUCUUUUGCUCAUGUGCAAUAAUGUCAAUUAGCCGUUUUAUUUAAAAAUGAAAUUCAACAUUUUUCCUUUUUAAAAAGAAUCAGUCUAGCAUUGCAGACUCAUUUGGUGUAGUUUUGGGAAAACAAAUUUUGGAUAUAAUCUCAACUUGAUCAGUCAGAUUUUUAAAUGUUAUUUUCUUUUUUCUUUUUUUUUUCUUUUAGAGCAUGUAUAACCGGUUCUCUGUUGACCUAGCUAGUGAGCUAAGACCUUCUGAUUGUAUUGACCUUUAAGUUCUUAUUGCUAUUCCCCUUAAAUCAACCAAACAUCUACCUAUAUACGAAUAUUAUCUACAUUUAAAAAGUAAUUUUACAAGCAAUCUUGAGAUUACUAUUGUUGUCUGUUCCUUUUUUUUUUCCUCUCUCCACCGAGCACUUACUCACAGAGAGUGGCAUCUGGUAAGAGUGACGCUGUAUGCUUUUGUUUUGUUUUUUUGUUUGUUUUGUUCUUUUUUAAGUUUAAUUUUAUUUCUCUCUGAGCAGCAGGAUUGGAAAGAGGGCAGGUCUGGGUUCUGCAGAGCUCCAGGCCUCUUUGGUGUACUUACUUAAAUCAUUUGACAGCGAUCAGGUUCUACGAUCAUUGUUUAAAAAAAAGAAAAAAUUGAAAUUAAAAGUGUCUGGUUGACCACAUUAAUACCAAAA